Messenger RNA from Salvia hispanica, 1695 nucleotides. Lineage: Eukaryota; Viridiplantae; Streptophyta; Magnoliopsida; Lamiales; Lamiaceae. The record is from RefSeq and is a predicted model, not a curated record.
AUGCUUCUUCUGUAUCUUGGUUAUAUUCUGUUCCUUGUCCCAAUCCCAUCUGCUUCGCAGCCUCCAGCUGCGCUGCAGCUUCUCCAAUUCCGUAACAGUCUGCCAGAAACCUCAAAGUCUCUCCUGCAAUGGAACCAAACCACCUCAUCUUCUGCUCACUGCAGCUGGCCUGGUGUUUCUUGCUACUCAAAUGAAACUGAUUUUCGCGUGGAAAAACUGGAGCUAAAGGGAUACGGCCUCAGUGGGGUUCUAGAGGAUUCGUAUUCAUUCCUGUGUGAGGUUCCUCAUCUGGUUCUUGUUGAUCUCAGUGGCAACAAUUUCGGUGGAAGCAUUCCUGCUGUGCUUGGAAACUGCAGUCAGCUCAUCGAUGUUAAUCUCAACAGCAAUCACCUGUCAGGCCCAAUUCCACCUUAUGUUUUCAAACCAGGGAAGCUUCUAGCUCUCAACUUGGGCAGCAACAAACUAUCCGGCAUGAUUCCAGCUGAGGUGGGGCAAUGCAAACGUCUUGAAUUUCUUUCAUUGGAGAAGAAUUCACUGAGCGGUCAAAUUCCAAGUCAACUGUUUUCUAUUCAGAGUCUGAGAUAUCUCUACUUGACUCUGAAUAAAUUAAAUGGAACCUUGCCUGAUCUUCCGUCCAGAUGCUCGCUUCUUGAACUGCAGCUGCCUGAAAAUUCAUUCCAUGGUCCCUUGCCAUCAUCCAUAAGCAACUGUCAUGAUCUCCUAGUACUGAAUGCAUCUAGUAACCAUCUUGGAGGAGUGAUUGAGCAGGAUAUUUUCAAGGGGCUGAUGCAGCUUGAAAGACUGUCCUUGGAUCACAACAAAUUUGAAGGGCAAAUUCCUAUGUCCUUCUGGAGUCUCAGAAAUUUAACGAGACUCGUGCUUUGGAACAACAGCUUUAGUGGGAGGAUUCCUGAAGACAUCAGGCAAUUGGAUCAGCUUGUUCGCCUAGACUUAUCUAUAAACAACUUGACUGGUCCUAUUCCAGCUUCAGUUUCUUAUCUCAGGAACUUGGAGAUCAUGUAUCUCGAUAAAAAUAAGCUCAGUGGUCCUCUACCACCAGGAAUCGGAAACUGCACUUCUCUAGUCGAUAUUAUAUUACGUGAAAACAACAUCAGUGGAUUUAUUCCUCCUGAAAUUUGUGGCCUACGGAAUUUGGAGUAUCUCAUGCUGAAUCACAAUCAGAUUGAGGGUCCUAUACCACAUUGCAUAGACAGUUUGAUAUCUCUUCAAGUGUUCAGCAUUCUUGGUAAUCGUAUGACAGGCAGAAUACCCCCUGGAAUUACCAAGUUGGCAAACCUUACACAACUUAUUUUGUCUCUAAACAAGUUAGAAGGCGAGAUUCCAUCAGAUCUGGGCAAGAAUAUUCCUGGUUUAUUUAUCUUGGAUCUUAAAGGAAAUCAGUUCACUGGAGAAAUUCCAAGUGCUGCAUGCUCUGGCAGCCGUCUUUGGCACUUCAUCCUUGAUGACAACAAAUUUACAGGCGGUUUCCCCACAGAAAUCAUCAAAUGUAAGUCCCUGAUUAGAUUCUCUCUCAAAAACAAUCGUUUGCAAGGAAGCAUACCGAAUGACAUGGGAAAUUCAUCCAGCAUUGAAUAUUUUAAUAUUCGAGGAAACAUGUUUGAAGGAACCAUCCCAAUGAGAAUAAGUUUUCAGGCUCAAUACCAAAGAAAUUUGGGGAGCUUCAAAAUCUUGUAG